Messenger RNA from Eleginops maclovinus (Patagonian blennie), 1738 nucleotides. RefSeq names its product isoprenylcysteine carboxyl methyltransferase (gene icmt). NCBI's taxonomy places the organism in Eukaryota, Metazoa, Chordata, Actinopteri, Perciformes, Eleginopidae. The transcript has 5 exons. The record is from RefSeq and is a predicted model, not a curated record. The coding region runs from base 38 to 913 and encodes 291 amino acids. Gene Ontology annotation, biological process: C-terminal protein methylation. Gene Ontology annotation, cellular component: membrane; endoplasmic reticulum. Gene Ontology annotation, molecular function: protein C-terminal S-isoprenylcysteine carboxyl O-methyltransferase activity.
CGUCUCGCGAUAUUUCCCUGGGUACAGUACUUCCAUCAUGGCAGGCAGUAAGUUGGUGCUAGAAGGAAGAGUAAGUAUAAAAGCAUUUCUUUUAGGGCUCAGCGUGCUUGUAAUCCCAUUGAUCAGAACGUGUUACGGACAUGUUGACUGGGUCUUUGACUACCUGACGGAGACUCCCGGGAAGAUAGUGAUUUGCAUCCACAUUGCAGUUAUCAACGGCCUCUUGCUAAUCACAUACAGAGGACCUCUGUAUAAGGUCGCAGUGAGAGCCUGCUUUCUGGGAGUGAUCUUCGGCUGUGGACUAAUAAUCAGCUUCUCUGAGACUACGUGGACACACUUCGGCUGGUACCUGUGCUCCUUGUCCUUCUUCCAUUACUCUGAGUACCUGGUGACGGCCAUCAUCAACCCCCGCAGCCUGUCCCUGGACUCUUUCCUGCUCAAUCACAGUGUGGAGUACACCCUGGCUGCUGUCUCAUCAUGGGUGGAGUUCACCGUGGAGAAGCUCACCUUUCCAGAGCUGAAGCAGCUGAACUGGCUGAGCGUUGUGGGUCUGCUGCUGGUGCUGUGUGGGGAGGCUCUGCGUAAGGCGGCCAUGUUGACGGCCGGCUCCAACUUCAACCACAUUGUGCAGAAUGAGAAGGCCCAGAGCCACGUGCUGGUUACCAGCGGGGUCUAUGCAUACUUCAGACACCCCUCCUAUGUGGGCUGGUUCUACUGGAGCGCAGGCACACAGGUCAUGCUGUGUAACCCGGUGUGUAUACUGGGCUACACGAUAGCCAGCUGGCGGUUCUUCCGGGAGCGGAUCGAAGAGGAGGAGCUCUCCCUCAUCCACUUCUUCACAGAGGAUUACGUCGAGUACAAGAAGAGGGUUCCCACCGGGCUGCCCUUCAUCUCAGGCAUCCGCGCCAACUAGUCCCAGCAGCUGGAUGUUGGAUGUAGACUUAAGCAUCAGGGCAGGUCAGACCUGGAGGGUGCAGCUCUACCAUGAUUCUGCCCUCCAGACGGCCCUGCAGCUCACAGACUGAGUGACAGCGGGGGGGCAGGCAGCUGGGCUGCUGUUUUAUACCAACUUUUAAAAUCCAUCUAAAGACCAGACAACCUCCACUGUACUACAUGUAUUACUCCACCUGUUCCACUGUUUCUGUUUGCAUGCUUCCACCAUGCUUAGUGUGUCACUGAUGAAGACUGAUUCUGCACUGGCCUGUGUGCCCUCACAUAUCAUCACACAGGGAGAAAUGACCAAUUGUUUCACAGGUAAUCCACCAAAUAUUUUCAAGAAGUGGCCACCCCUGUCUUUUAGUCAACAUGUGUCUGUUCAAUGUUAGCAUUUUUAACAUAUGAAGCUUAAAGAAUAGAUAUCGUCAGUCAGGGACGCCCUUCUAGAAGAGCUCUUCACAGAUCCACUCCAUGUCCAGUAUCUGGAGCCGGCCCUGGGGGGGUGGGCGGAUGUUCAGAGGUAUCGGAUCUGCUAGGGCUCUCAGACUCCACAGCAGAUCUCAAUGAACUGUGACUUAAGCUACAUUUGAACAUGCAAAUAUUUCCAUUGUCCCUAAUAUUAUUUUAAAGGUAGAUAAGCAUCUCCAGCAGAAUACAUUUUUCACUGAAACCCGACAUGUUACAGUUCUUCAAAGUCAGUAGCUCUUACCAAAUAGAAGUAAGGGACAAAGUUUUGUAUUUAAUAAUUUAUCUGCAGAAGCAUUAUUUAACAAUAAUUCAAUGAAUAAAAUGUGGUAGAGUA